AUGCCCUCCUUCUACUCUGCGGCCGCCAACGGCCUCCCAACGCCGCCUCAUGUCCACAUGGGCAACCGCGUCGACGUCGACCAGCCGUACUUCCCGCCCGGCCUCCCACCGCCCUACUCGGCACGCUUCGCCAAUGGCUGUGACCCAGUCGAUCACUAUUCCGCCGCCUAUGGCCCGCCCGUGUCUACGCACCUGCCGCACUUGCAUCCCGCACAGUCCAACCGAGACAUGAAAGCUGCUUUGUUCUCGCGCCCGCAGCAGCCCCUGUACUCCUCCAUCGUGACCGGUGCCCAUGCGGCGUCGCUGCGCUCCAGUACUUCGCUGCCACCCAUGGACAACGCAAUUCCCCCCCAGUAUCGCCGUCGUGAGCAUUCUGGCCAGCAAGAACACAAGGCCAAGGAGCAAAAGUCCACCGGUGGCGUCGCGGCUCAUUUGGACUACGAUAUGGAUCAAAUGACAGAUUUUGUGGCAGAAAUGGCCCAGGGAAUGUAUGCUUUGUACACGUCCAAGAUCAGACUUUCAGAUAUUGACAUGCUUCGAAGCGUUUACCCAGGAACAGCAGUCCCCCGCCAGUUUAGGAAAUAUGUCUAUCAGAUUCUCUCGUCCACCCGUCUUCCGAGUUCGACUAUUCUCUUGGGCUUGUAUUAUCUUGCCUCGCGGAUGCGAAUGCUGUCCACUGCCGAGGUUUAUGGUGCCGGAUCUGGCGAAGUCUACCGCAUGCUUACCGUUGCUUUGCUGCUUGGGAGCAAGUUCCUUGACGACAAUACCUUCCAGAAUCGCUCAUGGUCUGAGGUCAGCAACAUCCCAGUUGCUGACUUGAAUUCGAUGGAGUUGGAAUGGCUCUUCGCCUUUGAUUGGAGAAUCCACAACCGCAUCCACAACCAGAACGAUGGCUUCAUGACAUGGAAAGCCCAUUGGGAUACAUGGCGCGCCAAGUCGGACGCUCGUGUCUACGAAUCUCGUACCAAACUUGCCCCGAUCGAUACCACCAUUCAGCGUCAUCAUUCAAUUCAGAAGCCACUUUUGUCGCCAGAAGGACCAAUUCCUCCUCAGUACCAGCGAAGUGGAUGGUUGACCCCCAUGAGCUCUGAUUAUUCUCCUCCAUCUGCGCCCCCUACUGGUCCAAAUACGCCUGAUUAUUUCCAAGCAGCCCCAUGGCCUUUCAACAAUCCGCCGCCGUAUUCUCGGUCCUGGGCUGUUCCCCAGCAAUUUAUUACCUCUAGGUCCCAGCCACCAUCCUACCAGCCCACUCCGUCCUACGCCCCGGCAUUCUCUGCCGCAGGCUGGCACGGACACGGCAUUGCUUGUGGCUGUCUCUAUUGCGCAAAGGGUCCCGACCACUAUCUCUCCGGCGUACCUUUCGGUUUGCAGCCGGUCGCGGGAUAA
Messenger RNA from Ophidiomyces ophidiicola, 1386 nucleotides. RefSeq lists its product as uncharacterized. Gene Ontology annotation, cellular component: nucleus; cyclin-dependent protein kinase holoenzyme complex. The transcript has a single exon. The record is from RefSeq and is a predicted model, not a curated record. The coding region runs from base 1 to 1386 and encodes 461 amino acids. Gene Ontology annotation, biological process: regulation of cyclin-dependent protein serine/threonine kinase activity. Lineage: Eukaryota; Fungi; Ascomycota; Eurotiomycetes; Onygenales; Onygenaceae. Gene Ontology annotation, molecular function: protein kinase binding; cyclin-dependent protein serine/threonine kinase regulator activity.